Molecule: messenger RNA, 1480 nt
Organism: Boleophthalmus pectinirostris (great blue-spotted mudskipper)
Lineage: Eukaryota; Metazoa; Chordata; Actinopteri; Gobiiformes; Gobiidae
Exons: 9
Coding region: 348-1412 (354 amino acids)
Source: RefSeq, a predicted model, not a curated record
GUAAAAGUUGGACACUUCCAAUGAAGAGUUUGUUGAAGUGAUGAAGCAAAAGAUGUGUGCAAGCAAGGAAACUGCAGGAAUCCAAACUUACAAACCACAUUUACUUAAAGGUGCACUGUGUAUCUUUUCUGGUGGUCUGUCCGCUCAGUGCUUGUCUGAAUGGAAUGUGUUAGGCCAAAUUAGGUUACAGGCCAGAUCUAUGGAGAGGAAACAACACUCACAGUAAAAAUCCUUGUUUGGGCUUGUGAGGCAGUAGUGAAAGGGAGAAAGAGGAAGGCCUGAAAACCUCACACGGGCAAUUCACAAAAGAACCUUUCAUCAGAGCUGAUGACACCGUCACUGUCAACAUGAGGAACGCGCUUCUCUUUGUCCUUGUACUGAUCACAGGAUUUGGUGCUUCAGCUGAUGUCCAUGGGUGUCUUGGAGGCUGGUUUGAAUUCACAUGUAACUUCAAAAACAAUGAUAAACAACCCUCAGUUCAUACCCCAAGAGGAACAUUAAAAAAUAUAAGCACCAAAAAUGAAAACACCUGGAAACUGGACAACACAACUUCACUGUACCACAAGACAACUGACAAAAACUUGACAGUGUCUGUCCAACAACUCACCAACAAUGACUUUGAUGACUAUGAGUGCAAGUGGGAGCCUAAGAAAAAGAAAAAAGAAAAAGAAAAAGAAAAAGAAAUAGAAAUAAAACUGAAAAAAGGUAAACACUGCCCCCAACCCUCAAAACUACAUGUUAACAGAGGGGCAAAACUUACCAUAAACUGUACUAUCACCUGUAGUGAGCAUGAAGUGAACUUUAUCUGCAAAAAUAACACAUUCACCUGUGACAAGAAGAGCUCAGGACGUAAUUACACCAUCAGUCAUGUGUUAGCAGUGAAUCAAGGGGUCUAUUUGUGUGGCUGUGAAUCACUUAAUCCGUAUUACAGAGUGUCACGAGAGAAAAUACACCUCGUACUUGUCAAGUCACCUACAGCACCACCAAAAAUGAAUACUGCAAACCCACACAUUACUACCACAAAGUCACCACACAGUACAGUGUCUGCCAAGUCACCUAUAGAAACAUCUACAAAUCCAAUUACUUUUACUCCCACACAGUCGCCACAGGGAACAGAUGGUUGGAGAAAUAUAGUUAUUGUAAUGGUGGUCUGUAUAAUCAUUUUACUGCUCGCCCUCGCCUUCUGCCUCCACAAAAAAUGGUGCACUUUCACAAAACCAGUGGCCUCUCUCAAAGAGAAGGAGCACUGCUAUGAUGAGAUACAGGAGCGCCCCCAGCAGCUCAGUUCAGGAACUGUACUGAAUACCGUCUAUGCCACUGCUACGCUUGAUCAUAUGAAGCCUGGGCCUCACAGCACUGGGCACAGUGCAGAUGCAGUAUUUAAAGACAAUGUCCUCUACGUGCAGUACUGAGAUUAAAGAAACUGUAUGCAAGAUUUUUAUUUUAUGUUCAAAUAAAAUAUAGCUUUUAGUAAUAACUA